Chaetura pelagica (chimney swift) is the source of this 762-nucleotide messenger RNA. It is a transcript of the gene GALT, whose product is annotated as galactose-1-phosphate uridylyltransferase. The transcript is spliced from 8 exons. The coding region runs from base 31 to 762 and encodes 243 amino acids. The record is from RefSeq and is a predicted model, not a curated record. NCBI's taxonomy places the organism in Eukaryota, Metazoa, Chordata, Aves, Apodiformes, Apodidae. Gene Ontology annotation, biological process: beta-D-galactose catabolic process via UDP-galactose, Leloir pathway. Gene Ontology annotation, cellular component: cytoplasm. Gene Ontology annotation, molecular function: UDP-glucose:hexose-1-phosphate uridylyltransferase activity; zinc ion binding.
GCGGCAGCAGCCCGGGGGGUGUGCAAGGUGAUGUGUUUCCACCCCUGGUCGGACCUGACGCUCCCCCUCAUGUCCCUGACGGAGAUCCGGGCUGUCAUCGACACAUGGGCAGAGCUGGCAGCUGAGCUGGGUUCCUCCUAUCCCUGGGUGCAGAUCUUCGAGAACAAGGGAGCGAUGAUGGGCUGCUCCAACCCACACCCCCACUGCCAGGUGUGGGCCAGUAGCUUCCUUCCCAACGAGGCGCGCCUGGAGGACCGGACCCAGCGGCAACACCUGAGCCAGCACGGUGUGCCCAUGCUGCUGGAGUAUGCUGAGCAGGAGGCUCGCCGAAAGGAGCGGCUGGUGGUAGAGAACGUGGACUGGCUGGUUGUGGUGCCAUACUGGGCCACUUGGCCCUACCAAACCCUGCUGCUGCCCCGCCGUCACGUCGGGCGCCUCCAGGACCUGCGCGAGGGCGAGAGGGACAGUCUGGCUUCCAUCAUGCAGAGGCUGCUCAUCAAGUACGACAACCUCUUUGAAGUCUCCUUCCCCUACUCCAUGGGCUGGCACGGUGCCCCGUCCCCUCCGGAGGCCUGGGGGCACGGGCAGCCCCAUGCCCACUACUCCCCCCCACUGCUCCGCUCUGCCACCGUCCGCAAGUUCAUGGUGGGGUACGAGAUGCUGGCGCAGGUGCAGCGGGACCUCACCCCAGAGCAGGCAGCCGAGCGCCUGAGGAGUCUCCCUGAGGUGCACUACAAGCAGAGGACCAAGGAGACAUCCUGA